CUGAGAUAGACAAUAGCAUCGACGAGAAAAAACGUUCUGUAGCAAAAUCAUUUGCAUUUCUUUCUAUACUUUGUAUAUUUUUUAUUUAGAGUAAUGAGUUACGAAAGAAAGAGACAUGCUCUUAAAGAUGCGAGUGAUGAAUCAGAUGAUGACAACUAUGUGCCAUACAUACCCCUGAAACAGCGCAAGAAACAACAGCUGCGGCAGGCAGAGAAGCGUCUGGGUCGUGUAGGGCUGUUGAAGGAGCAGGAGGGGGGCUCAACGUCAGAGGGUGGAACAUCAGAGGGUGGGGCGGAGGAGGAUGAGGAUGAGACAGUCAACCUCGGCCCCAAGUCUCAUGUCAGUCUGCUUGACCAGCACAGUGACCUCAAAAGGAAGGCUGAAGCCAGGAAAGAAACGGCGAGAGAAAAAAUUCUAAAAGAGGAAGAAAAAAUUCUUGAAAGUGUAGCAGAGAAGCAAGCUUUGAUGGCAGUGUCAGAAUUGGCCAAGGGUAUUGAGUACACAGAUCCCAUCAAAACUGGAUGGACAGCCCCAGGUUAUAUUCUAAAUAAACCUGAAUCAGAGCAUGAGAAGGUUCGCAAGAAGUAUCACAUCCUCGUGGAGGGCGAUGAUAAACCCCCACCAUGUAAGACCUUCAGGGAGAUGAAGUUCCCUAAGCCUGUCAUGCAAUGCCUGAAGACGAAAAAAAUUCUACACCCCACACCCAUACAGAUACAGGGAAUUCCUACUGUGUUGUCGGGACGAGACAUGAUUGGCAUAGCUUUCACAGGGUCCGGGAAAACCCUUGUGUUCACACUGCCGAUUAUUAUGUUCGCCCUGGAGCAAGAAAAGCGUCUACCAUUUGUGAAGAAUGAAGGACCCUAUGGCCUGAUUAUCUGCCCUUCUCGUGAGUUAGCGAAACAGACAAAUGAGAUCAUCACAGAAUUCUGUGGCCAUCUUGAGAGAGACGGUUACCCUGCCCUCCGGAGUGCGCUCUGUAUUGGAGGAAUGCCCAUGAAUCCCCAGCUAGAAGUCAUAAAAAGAGGUGUUCACAUCAUCGUGGCGACCCCUGGACGGCUCAUGUUGAUGCUGUCAAAGAAGAUGUUUGUGCUGGACAUCUGCCGAUACCUCGUACUGGAUGAGGCUGACCGUAUGAUAGACAUGGGGUUUGAGGAGGAUGUCAGGACAAUAUUCUCAUACUUUAAGGGCCAGCGGCAGACACUUCUUUUCUCAGCUACGAUGCCCAAGAAAAUUCAGAACUUUGCGCGAAGUGCUCUUGUUAAACCAGUUACAGUGAAUGUAGGUCGUGCGGGCGCGGCCAGUCUGGACGUCGUACAGGAAGUUGAAUAUGUGAAACAGGAAGCGAAGAUUGUGUAUAUACUGGAGUGUCUACAGAAAACAUCACCACCAGUGUUGGUGUUUGCAGAAAAGAAGCAAGAUGUGGAUGCUAUACAUGAAUAUCUUCUCCUGAAGGGGGUGGAGGCUGUAGCUAUACAUGGCGGGAAGGACCAGGAAGAGCGGACUCAGUCCAUUGAUCAGUUUAGGAAGGGGGAGAAGGAUGUCCUGGUUGCCACGGACGUCGCUAGCAAGGGACUUGACUUCCCUGACAUCAAACAUGUCAUCAACUAUGACAUGCCUGAGGACAUUGAAAACUAUGUGCACAGAAUAGGACGUACAGGCCGUUGUGGGAAAACUGGCUUAGCAACCACAUUUAUCAACAAUGGAGUUGAUGAGACUGUGUCAUUGGACUUGAUACACUUACUGAUAGAAGCCAAACAGAAGGUGCCGCCAUUCCUGGCUGCUAAGAAUCUUGAUUCUGAUAAUAUCCUUGAUAUAGGAGGGGAGGCUGGCUGUAUGUACUGCGGAGGUUUGGGUCAUCGUAUAGCCAACUGUCCCAAGUUGGAGGCACUUCAAACAAAGCAGGUGGCUGGCCUUGGCCGCCGUGACUACCUGGCAGCUAGCAGUGCUGACUACUAAGGGGGCCAGAUGUGGUAUAAUGGAGAUGGAGGAGAGACUUUUGUUGUCCGUCUCAGGGACAGUUAGCAUCUGUGUCAUAAAAGGCAACAAGGGAAACAUGGAAGAAUUAUUAUGACAUUACUGAGAGGUUCGCUGAGCCCACUCUCUUGUCUGAUGCUGCUUGUCGAAGGCUUUACAAUUAAUCUACUUGAUUGUAUAUCAUGUGUUAUUUUUUAGCUGAAACAAGAUCAUUCAAUUGUUAAGGACUGAUAGAAUGGUUGCUGGUAUCUGAUAUUUGACAAAUUCAAUUUGAAACUGGAAAGAUAUUAUCCCUGUCUCAAGGAAUAGAACAUUGUUCAUCACGAGAAAAGCUGUAUAGUACGACUUUUCUAAAAAUGUUCUUUUUGGUAAAAUGGUUCAACAAGAGAAGUAAUUCAUUUGAUAAUUCUGUCAGUUUGGUAAGUUUGCACAUAUAUUGCAAUGUGCCAUAAAUCUUUAUCAAAUGACAGUGGCUGAGUACAAAAACUUUUGUAAGUUGUCCACAGUUUAUCUGCUAGUUGACUCAUUAAAACGAUUUGAUUUGUUAUUAGUUAUUAUUGGAUAAAUAUUGACCAAUCAGUUAGUGUUUUAUAUAACUUGGACCAAACUGAGAACUAAACCAGUUUUAUAGAAUUGGCUACUGAUAGAUAUUAUCAAUAAUAACAAUCAUGUUAAUGCUGAUCUCUUUGUGUGUAAUAUUGUUAGGCCAGAACCAUUCUGGGCUGUUCAAUUGUUUUGAUUAAAUAAUGUUCACGUUAUGCUUUCAUAUAAUUUAUAUUUCAAUUCAGAGGUUUUAAAUUGAAGGUAUUUUGGCCAAAAAAGUAAUGGGCCAUUGUCAAAAAUUGGCGGAUUUAUAAAAUACAUGCAUACUUGUAAUAAUGUUACCUGUAAAAUGAUGUCACAUCAUUCACGUGACUUUACCACAUGAAAUUGUCAUGUGUCUGUUGCGGAUGGGUAAAUCCUACCCAAGGAUACAUGUGAUAGCCAGUAAAAAGGCUUAAUGAGUUGCCAACAUUCCAAAGAGUUGGAUUUCCCCAUUUGUACCAGAAACACAUGAUCAAAACACUUUUUCUUGCAUUAUUUUCUGAUACUAAGUCAAGACUCUGACUUGAGACUGUUUGUAAUCAUGGCCCUUUCAGGUCUUAUCAACAGAACGAGGCAUUUGUAUGUUUCUCUUAUUUGCUGACUCAUACAUGUUCACACAGUCACUUAGAAUUAAGAAUACAGAUAUGUAUGAAAUGUACUGAAACAUAAAUUUCAUCUCUCAUCAUGACUAUGGUACAGUUCCACUUCAAUUUAAACGUAUUGAGAUAUAAGUGUACAUUUUGUUUAUUGUUUCAUCAAUUCAAUGUAACAUUGUAUGCACAAAAAUAAAAAAUAAA
Mya arenaria is the source of this 3356-nucleotide messenger RNA. RefSeq names its product probable ATP-dependent RNA helicase DDX41. NCBI's taxonomy places the organism in Eukaryota, Metazoa, Mollusca, Bivalvia, Myida, Myidae. Gene Ontology annotation, molecular function: RNA binding; RNA helicase activity; zinc ion binding. Gene Ontology annotation, biological process: mRNA splicing, via spliceosome. The record is from RefSeq and is a predicted model, not a curated record. The transcript is spliced from 15 exons. The coding region runs from base 94 to 1956 and encodes 620 amino acids. Gene Ontology annotation, cellular component: spliceosomal complex.